UUUCCCUGUCACUCGAGUGACACGACCAGACGGAGAGACCGAGCGUCUACCCGGCGGAGGUCGCGCGACCGAGGAGGAGAAGCCGAAGAAGACUCCAGAUGGGGCUCGGCGCGUCCGGAUUGACGUCGUCCCUGCACAUCGUCAUGCUGGGCCUGGACUCGGCGGGCAAGACGACGGUGCUGUACCGGCUCAAGCUCAACGAGUUCGUCAACACGGUGCCCACCAUCGGCUUCAACGCCGAGAAGGUGCGCCUGCACGGCGGCGUCGCCUUCCACGUGUGGGACGUGGGAGGCCAGGAGAAGCUGCGGCCGCUCUGGAGGUCGUACAGCCGCGCCGCCGACGGGCUCGUCUACGUCGUCGACUCCGUGGACGCCGAGCGACUCGAGGAAGCGCGCACCGAGCUGCACAAGGUGACGCGCCUGCCUGAGAACCGCGGCGCCCCGCUGCUGGUCAUCGCCAACAAGCAGGACCUCCCGCGCUCGCUCCAGGUCGAGGCCAUCGAGCGUGGCCUGGGCCUCGGGGAGCUGGCGCCCGCCACCCGCUACCACGUGCAGCCCGCCUGCGCCAUCAUCGGGGAGGGGCUGCGCGAGGGCAUGGACAAACUCACGCACAUGAUACACGACCGGCGAAAAAGCCUCGCCGGCAGCAAGCGGCAACGGCACAACCCCAAGUGACGAGAGGAGGAGCCUGGCUAUGGUGAUGUCGUCGCUGUGAUGACACUUAUGACAGGGGGAAUCCUGGAUGUUGUGAUGUCAUCACUGUGAUGACAUAGGCAGUAGCGAGACUCACGUACACGCACUCUCACAUGCAGAGUCACGCAUGCAUUAAUAAACACUCUCACACAUGCUAACAAAGGGUUAAGAAAGGGGGUGAUGUCGUCCCGGUGAGGAUCAGGAAGCAAAACCAAAGCAGGCGGGCCUGUUAAUGGUGGACUUCCUUAUAUGGGCUUCCUCAUCUGGACUUCCUUAUCUGCACUUUGCUAACAUGACAACGCUAACGUGCUAACCAGCACACCUGUGCGUGUGUGGACUGAAGUUUUUGGAGAGUAUUAAACAGUUCAAAGCCA
Messenger RNA from Phyllopteryx taeniolatus (common seadragon), 1066 nucleotides. Its product is annotated as ADP-ribosylation factor-like protein 4C. Gene Ontology annotation, cellular component: cytoplasm. NCBI's taxonomy places the organism in Eukaryota, Metazoa, Chordata, Actinopteri, Syngnathiformes, Syngnathidae. Bases 99 to 674 code for a protein of 191 amino acids. Gene Ontology annotation, molecular function: GTPase activity; GTP binding. Gene Ontology annotation, biological process: intracellular protein transport; endocytic recycling. The record is from RefSeq and is a predicted model, not a curated record. The transcript has 2 exons.